ACCAGAUCACAGAGAUGCAGAAAGGCAACACCGUUAAGCAGUGGAGGUGCCUUGUGCUGUGGGCAACGUCGCGCUCGCCACCUAAAGGCGCGAGUUCGACAGUUAGGCGGUCGACUCACCGCAGUCUCAUCACCGCCCGCCCCAAAAAGUAUUUUCUGGUACUCGUCGCCGUCCUGCCCAUCGAAGCUCGCAGCCCGAGUUCAAUUCCCAGCUUCAGAGUGUGGCGUCUUCUCACUGGUUUCAGAGAGAAAGAUAGAGAAUGCCGCUUGCGCGAUUGGAAUUGAGAAACGAGUAUGGGCUCGGAGGUCCGGAGCUCUACCGAAACGCUGCCUCCGGGAAGGAGGACGCGGAAGCUAUCCUCCAUGGAGUUGCAGUCGCCGGGCUGGUUGGUAUUUUGCGGCAGCUCGGUGAUGUCGCCGAGUUUGGUGCGGAAAUCUUUCAUAACUUGCAUGAGCAAGUAAUGAGCACAUCUGCAAGAGGACAAAAAAUGCUUUCCAGGAUUAAAGAGAUAGAAGAUGCACUUCCAUCUAUUGAAGAUUCUGUUCAUAGAAAAGAAAGUUACAUAGACCUAGCUUAUGAAACUGGUUCUGGUUGGCAUGCUGAUCUCAGUAUUAUGGAUACUCAUCUAUCUUGGGAUGAUUUGCCACAAUUUAUAAUGGAUUCGUAUGAAGAUUGUCGAGAUCCACCAUGCUUAUACCUGCUUGACAAAUAUGAUCGUGCUGGAAAUGGAGCUUGUUUAAAAAGAUACUCAGAUCCAUCAUAUUUCAAGAAGGCAUGGGCAAACUCAGAACCAGAGAAAGCUCAGCAAAUUCAAAAUGAAAAAAAACAUCAGAUUUUCAAGAGAAAAUAUUCACGACUUAGAGAAGAAAUUCAAGACCCAGAACCUACUUCACAAUGUAACAGAUUAGAGAGCAGUGCAAGGUUCGCACCUCUAAGUAAUGAUGACAAUUGCUUUUCAGCUGAAAAUUCUUCACAACCUUUGAAUACUAUGAACAAGUUGAACUGUACUGGGCAAGUUUCUGAGACAAACCAUUCAGUUAUGCAUAAUGCUCCAGAGUAUGACAGAUUCUCAGUUUCUAAUACACAGAACAAUCAUGAUCAUACUGGUGCUUCUCUGCUACAUAAUGAUGAACUUGUAUUUGAUGUGGAUAAUGAUUCUCAAGAUGAUUUCCUGCAUUGGAAGAUUACUUCAUGGUCGCCUUCUGUUACAUGGGAUGAAAAAUCCGAAUUAGUGAAGACUGUAGGUCUCAAAUUUUCUGAUGGCACUCAAGAUUCAAAGCCUUUCUUUGUGAACUCUGAAUCAUCAAGUGUUGAGGAGCCUACUAGAACUGGAUCUUUAAACCGAGCAAAACCCUCGUCAAUUAUUGCAGAUUUACCCAGAUUACCUUGUGAUAAAAACGAAUUUGAGGAAGUUAAUGAGACAGAUAAUUAUGUGGACGCUCUUAAUACGCUGGAAUCAGAAGUGGAAACAGAUUCCGAGUGCCCAACAAAAUGCAUGCAAUCUUUGUCUGAUAUGGAGCAUCAGAAAAAUGAAUCUGGAGUUGCAAGCAUGGCUCAAUAUCAUAGCCACUCUAAGAAUGAGGUUCCUAUGUCAGUUCAUGAUUCCUCAAACAAGUACAGGGUGCCAAGUGAUACCAAUUUUGAUGCUUCAAGAAUGCUAGAAGUUAUGCAGUCAACCCUGGAAACUGACUUAUCUCCAGGCGCGGCCUAUGAUGGGGGCCAAAUUUUUGAAAGUAGCGUUCCCACAAUGUCAAUAACAAAUACCUUACAUGGAACUGAUGAUGAUCAACAUCCAUGGUCUAUCAAUGCCAAAUCAGAAUCUGUUCUGAACCGUGAAACUAUAGCAGCAACAUCCCCGAUCCAGACUUCACCUCCGGUCAGUAUUUCAAAUAUUCCUUCCUCGAAAUUAUGGACAAAUGGCAACCUUCUAGGACUCGAACCAUCAAAACCUGUAGAUCUUAAUCUCCCAAAUGGAACAGGGGCGAUGUCUCAAUCUAAUAAUUUGAACAGCAGUGUGAAGUCAGAAAAACAAAAUAUGGCCAUUGGACAGAUAUCAAAGCAGUUGAAGUCAGAUGGCAAUGUGCAAGGAUCAACUGAAUCUUUAAACUUCACGGAUGAGGCAAUUUUGAACAGCAAUCCAGCCUUGAGUAGGAAAUAUCUAGUUGAUGAAAAUAGUUCCCUGGAAGCUUACUCAACAUGCAUUGGUCAUAAUAAUGAUGGCUCUGGUAUUCAGCAGAAUCCUCAAGAACAAUUUGUAUCCCUUUCAUUUAGUGAGCAUGAAGGAAGUCAAGUUGCGUCCCCAAAUGUAUUAACCACUAUGAUUAGUCAAGUACAUCAAACAACAAAACGUCCUUCUAGCAAGGUAUCUGAACCAUGCGGCCCAUUUAGUGCUGCUUCACUAUCCACGGAUUCUGUGCAGAAUAGGAAGUGUUUGUCUCCCAGUUUCUCUGGAUUAACUCAAAGAAAUCUUGUACAGUGUCUUCAUAUAAAACCAUCACUUAGUAAUGCUAAAAGUUCCGCCCAACAAGAGCCUGUCAAUAUUGAUUCUAAUCAAUCAGAGGAGAAACCUCUCGUUGAUAAUCAGAGAAAAAGGUUUAAUGAAGUUGCAUCACAGACACUCCACGAGCAGAGUCUCAUAAAUAAGACUGAUUAUGGAUCAUUGGAAUACCCACUUUCUUCCACUUCUCACUACUCUCAGAAUUCUUCCCCACCAUUGGAGCAUAUGAAGAUAUCAUUCCAUCCCAUGAAUAGUAUAGCAGCAUCUAAUCUGAAAGUGGAACUACCUGACGGUUAUAUAAAUCAAAGAAUUGAUGCAAAUAUGCCUCCUCCAUUACAUUUAUUUUCAGGAUGCAAUCUUCCUUCACAAGAUAGUGCCUCUGAAUCUGAUGACACUUUCUGUAAGUCUAAUCCAUAUUCAACUGAAGAUCUUCUCAGCGCCUGCUCGGAUUCUAAUUCUGAGCUUUGGGAGCAAGAUGAAUAUUCUGAAAUUCAAACAAAUGAGCUCUCUGAUGAUUUUAGAAGGAUUUCAUCAUCAACAGAAACUAAUUCAAGCCAAAUGAACCAUCAGGAUAUUUGUUGUGGGAAUGAUACAGAUUCUUUUCUUCCUCAUUAUACUUCAAAUAUUCCCACUUUUGAAUCAUUAAUGAAUCAAGAUGUAAGAUAUGAAUCUUUUUCAGUUAGUCCCACAAACGCUACAACGUUAAUGCCUACUGAACUGCCACCACCACCCCCUCUUCCUCCAAUACAAUGGAGAUUGACAAGGCCUUCAUAUGAAAUAUCAGGAGAUAACUACUCUGAUCUUACCCAAAUGGUUAACCAUUUUGAGUACUCUCAGAAUCAAAAUCUGCCUGCACCCAUGGAAAUUGAAAACAGUAUUCAAUUGACAAUGCACCUUAGAGUAGAUGGACAGCACAAGCAACUGCAAGAUAAUCAGAAGACAUGCGAACUAGAUGGAAGAAAACAAUGGCUUCGUCAAAUCAGGGACCCAGAAAUUCCGCACAACCUGGAACCAUGUAAAGAAUCAAAGAGUCAAAUUGCUAGUGGUGAAGGAGUUUAUGAAACAGGAGAUCUGCUGCAUCAAAUAAGAACCAAGACAUUUAAUCUGAGACGCGCUGCAACAUCAAGGCCAAGUUUUGUGACCCAGCCCACCAGUAAUGACAGGGUUACCGCAAUAUUGGAGAAGGCUAAUGCCAUACGCCAGGUUCUUCAUAUUCAUAUGCAUGCGCAAGCAGUGAUGAGGACGACAACGAUGUCGAUUGGAGUGACAACUGAUCUUCGACAUUUCCAAGGCUGCCGACUUCUUUUUACUUCUAUUCAAAGAUUUCGACACGAGGAAUGAAAAAAAAAAAGUCAUCAGAUAUGUAAAGAAAUUUGUCAUCUAUUGAUCAUGCACAAAUCUAUGUAUUACACACGUCAAUGCAUAUUUUAUGAUUUCUCUUAAUUCUGAUCAAAAUUUCAAUGGAAUUUCUUAUAGAAAUUGUCUGCAGCCGUAUGUACCUAUGCAUGGGAAUUCCAUGAAGUAUGUCAAUAGAAUAACUUCUUUGUA
This is a messenger RNA of Phalaenopsis equestris, 4045 nucleotides long. Its product is annotated as protein SCAR3. Bases 260 to 3838 code for a protein of 1192 amino acids. The transcript is spliced from 10 exons. Lineage: Eukaryota; Viridiplantae; Streptophyta; Magnoliopsida; Asparagales; Orchidaceae. Gene Ontology annotation, biological process: positive regulation of Arp2/3 complex-mediated actin nucleation; actin cytoskeleton organization. Gene Ontology annotation, molecular function: protein kinase A regulatory subunit binding; Arp2/3 complex binding. The record is from RefSeq and is a predicted model, not a curated record. Gene Ontology annotation, cellular component: cytoskeleton.